GUCACCGUCUAGAGCAAGGGAUCAGCCACCAGCCCCGCCCACUCUCUCAUAGGCUGCAGCUACCCGUCACUCAGCCAGCCCCGCCCCUGUCUCUAGCUAUUGGUCGAAGGGUCCAAUCACUCAGUCCCCUUUCUCCCGCCCAUAGCUCGCAGCCCCGCCCCCUCUCCCUCCAAAUAACGUCACGAUGAGUGACGGGAAUCUCCGACCAAUGGCGGUUGGAGUGAGCGGGGCUGGAAGAUGAGUGACGGGACGCUGCGCUUUACGAUUGGGAGGGUGGGCGGAGGUGCUACUGGUUGCUUAGUGACUGCGGCUGUCCUACCCAUAAUCCCAUGCGCUAACCCUCCAGUAUACAGGUCAGUAGUCGGUGGAGUGAAUAUCGGAGUGGCAGAAGGGAUCUUCUGACGUAUCUAGGGGAGGAGCUACGUUACCUGGGGGAGGAGCUACGGACGAACAGGGCACCUGAAAAGUACCCUCGCCACGCUUCGGGCUCGGUGGCUCCGCUCCGCUAAAGGAUUGCACAGUAGUGAAGAAGACAUCCAAUGAGUGUGAGACACCCAGCAGCCAUCCCCGUUUGUCAGAAGGGCUAAGCAGAACCCAGAGCUCAAUUACGGUGCCUCCACCUCACUCACUGAUACAUGAGAGACACAGUGACCAGAAGAUCCUUGAACUCACCAACAAGAUCAUUCAUCUGCUGACUGGAGAGGAGGAGGACUAUAUAGAGGAACACAGGGUCUGUACAAGGACGUGAUGAUGGAGAAUCACCGGCCCCUCACAUCACUGGAUGGACCCAGUAACAGAGAUACCCCGGAGAGAUGUCCCCGUCCUCUGUAUUCCCAGGAUUGUACAGAGGAGAAUCACAGGAUCCCACAGGAGGAUCAGGUAGAACGUCUAUCUGAUAUUAAAACAGAAGAUACAGAGGGAGAAGAAGAGACGUAUGUGACUGAUAUAAAGGCAGAAGAUAUAGAGGGAGAAGAAGAGACGUAUGUGACUGAUAUAAAGGCAGAAGAUAUAGAGGGAGAAGAAGAGACGGCUGUGAUUGAUAUAAAGGCAGAAGAUAUAGAGGGACAAGAAGCGACGUAUGUGGCUGAUAUAAAGGCAGAAGAUAUAGAGGGAGAAGAAGAGAUGUAUGUGACUGAUAUAAAGGCAGAAGAUAUAGAGGGAGAAGAAGAGACGUAUGUGACUGAUAUUAAAACAGAAGAUACAGAGGGAGAAGAAGAGACAUAUGUGACUGAUAUAAAGGCAGAAGAUAUAGAGGGAGAAGAAGCGAAGUAUGUGACUGAUAUAAAGGCAGAAGAUAUAGAGGGAGAAAAAGAGACAUAUGUGACUGAUAUAAAGGCAGAAGAUAUAGAGGGAGAAGAAGCGAAGUAUGUGACUGAUAUAAAGGCAGAUGAUAUAGAGGGAGAAGAAGAGACGUAUGUGACUGAUAUGAAGGCAGAUGAUAUAGAGGAAGAAGAAGCGAAGUAUGUGACUGAUAUAAAGGAAGAAGAUAUAGGCAGAGAAGAAGAGACGUAUGUGACUGAUAUGAAGGCAGAAGAUAUAGAGGGAGAAGAAGAGACGUAUGUGACUGAUAUAAAGGCAGACGAUAUAGAGGGAGAAGAAGAGACGUAUGUGACUGAUAUGAAGGCAGAAGAUAUAGAGGAAGAAGAAGCGAAGUAUGUGACUGAUAUAAAGGCAGAUGAUAUAGAGGGAGAAGAAGAGACGUAUGUGACUGAUAUAAAGGAAGAAGAUAUAGGCAGAGAAGAAGAGACGUAUGUGACUGAUAUGAAGGCAGAAGAUAUAGAGGGAGAAGAAGAGACGUAUGUGACUGUUAUAAAGGCAGAAGAUACAGAGGGAGGAGAAGAGAUGCAUGUGAGAGGUGAUCAGCAGUGUAAGGAGGAGGAGAUCCCUACUGAUAUCAGCACAGAUGGACACACAAGCAGGAAUAUCUCAGAAGGACAUCUAAUGUUAUCCCCGGAUUGUGACAUAAAAGAUAAUGACAGUAGACAGGAUUCUCCAGGAGAUAACCCCAUUACCCCAAUUAUACAUCCAGCUCUAUCAGCUGAUCCCUCUGAUACUGGGAAAUGUUCUCCUGAUCACUCUGAUAUUGGUGCAUCUGUUACAGCUCUAACAGUAGAUACAGUGUUUCCCUGUUCUAUAGAUGCCAAAUGUUUUACACAGAACACAAAGCUUAUCACCCAUCAGGCAGCUAAGGCAGGUGAUAAGCCAUUUCCAUGUUCUGAGUGUGGGAAAUGUUUUACAUACAAAUCAUAUCUUGUUAGACAUCAGAAAAGUCACACAGGUGAGAAUACAUUUCCAUGUUCUGAGUGUGGGAAAUGUUUUGCACAUGAAUCAUAUCUUAUUAAACAUCAGAGAAGUCACACAGGUGAGAAGCCAUUUUCUUGCUCUGAGUGCGGAAAAUGUGUUACACGGAAAUCACAACUUGUUGCACAUCAGCGAAGACACACAGGUGAGAGGCCAUUUCCAUGUUCUGAGUGUGGGAAAUCUUUUAUACAGAAAUCACAACUUGUUAAACAUCAGCGAAGUCACACAGGUGAGAAUACAUUUCCAUGUUCUGAGUGUGGGAAAUGUUUUACACCCAAAUCGUAUCUUGUUAUACAUCAGAGAAGUCACACAGGUGAGAGGCCAUUUCCAUGUUCUGAGUGUGGGAAAUGUUUUACACGGAAAUCAUAUCUUGUUAAACAUCAGCAAAGUCACACAGGUGAGAAUACAUUUCCAUGUUCUGAGUGUGGGAAAUGUUUUGCACAUAAAUCAUAUCUUAUUGAACAUCAGAGAAGUCACACAGGUGAGAGGCCAUUCCCAUGUUCUGAGUGUGUAAAAUGUUUUGGACACAAAGCAGAUCUUAUUAAACAUCAAAGAAGUCACACAGGUGAGAAGCCAUUUUCUUGCUCUGAGUGUGGGAAAUGUGUUACACGGAAAUCACAACUUGUUGCACAUCAGCGAAGACACACAGGUGAGAGGCCAUUUCCAUGUUCUGAGUGUGGGAAAUCUUUUAUACAGAAAUCACAUCUUGUUAAACAUCAGCGAAGUCACACAGGUGAGAAUACAUUUCCAUGUUCUGAGUGUGGGAAAUGUUUUACGCCCAAAUCGUAUCUUGUUAUACAUCAGAGAAGUCACACAGGUGAGAGGCCAUUUCCAUGUUCUGAGUGUGGGAAAUGUUUUACACAGAAAUCACACCUUUUUAGACAUCAGAAAAGUCACACAGGAGAGAAUCCAUUUUCUUGCUCUGAGUGUGGGAAAUGUUUUACACGGAAAUCAUAUCUUGUUAAACAUCAGCAAAGUCACACAGGUGAGAAUACAUUUCCAUGUUCUGAGUGUGGGAAAUGUUUUGCACAUAAAUCAUAUCUUAUUAAACAUCAGAGAAGUCACACAGGUGAGAAGCCAUUUCUAUGUUCUGAGUGUGGGAAAUGUUUUACACAGAAAUCACAUCUUGUUAGACAUCAGAAAAGUCACACAGGUGAGAAACCAUUUUCUUGCUCUGAGUGUGGGAAAUGUUUUACACGGAAAUCGCAUCUUGUUAUACAUCAGCGAAUUCACACAGGUGAGAAUCCAUUUCCAUGUUCUGAGUGUGGAAAAUGUUUUGGACACAAAUCAGAUCUUAUUAAACAUUAUAGAAGUCACACAGGUGAGAAGCCUUUUUCUUGCUCUGAGUGUUGGAAAUGUUUUGCACAUAAAUCAGAUCUUGUUACACAUCAGAGAAGUCACACAGGUGAGAAGCCUUUUUCUUGCUCUGAGUGUGGGAAAUGUUUUACACGGAAAUCACAACUUGUUACACAUCAGCGAAGUCACACAGGUGAGAAGCCAUUUCUAUGUUCUGAGUGUGGGAAAUUUUUUGGACACAAAUCAGAUCUUAUUAAACAUUGUAGAAGUCACACAGAUGAGAAGCCAUUUUCUUGCUCUUAGUGGGAAAUGGUGUUUAAGUAAAUUACAUCUAGUUAUACAUCAGAGAAGUCACACAAAUGAGAAGCCAUUUCCAUACUCUGAGAAGUAAAUCAGCUCUUGUUGCACACAAUAGACAUCACUCAGGUGAGGAACCAUUUUAAUAUUCUGGAGUAUACUCAUCAUUGCCAUGUGGUUCUUAUCCUAUCUCAUAUGCUAUUUGCAAUAUACAUGCUACCGCAGGGUGAAAUAAUCAGAUGUCAUGCCCUCAUCUACCACUGCUAUACAGAUGACCUGUCUUUUGCUCCGGGUACUGAGAACCCAGUACCAUUCCUAAAUGGUUGUCUAGCUGAGCUCCAGGUGUGGGUGAUGCCAGUUGACUGUGACUCAGUCCUGGUGAAACAGGUACACAUGAUAGAAGCUCACCGUCAUAGGGCAGGGCUACAACUCAGCUUUGCAAACCAACCAGACUUACGCUUGGGCGUUCAGAGUUAGAAAAUACUGAUCCUGUGUGGAAUCUUGGUGUCCUGGAUUGUGGAGUGACACUUAGACAUCAGGUAUCAGCCACAAUCAGAUCCUCAUCUGAGGAACAUAGCCAGACUCCAGCACUUAUUUCCCUCAGAAGAUCUACCUACAGUCAUACAUGCACUUGUAUCAUCACGCAUAGACUACUGCAAUGUCCUCUACCUGGGUCUCCCAGCAAAAGAAUUGCACCGUUUGUAGCUUGUACAGAAUGCAGCAGCCAGGCUGUUACCUAACCAGCCCGUUCCUGCCACAUAACACCCAUUCUCUGGUCCCUUCACCGGCUGCCUGUAAUAUGGGGACUCUAUUACAUAAUCUUACUGACUCUCCCAGCCCUACAUGACCAGGGUUCAUGGUACCAGAAGCAAAUUCUGCCUCCUUACUGCCCUGCUUUCUUACUUCCACCUGCAGUGCUGAGAUGUCAUGGGGGAGACAGGGUAGGUGGCAGUAGUGGGGAGGGGAGACAGGGCAUGCGACAGUUCGUAGAUGGAAAAGAUGAGAUAUGAGCUGCACUCUGGAAGCUUAUAGGGGGUUAAUAAGAGAUGACGCAGAUGUGACAUCACGCAGCCCCCCUCCCGGAAAAUGGUCCUGGCCCACCCGCAUUUACCCCUAGGGAUGCGACCACAAUGUGUGUCUGAGCAGCCGCUGCGCACGUGCAUUUUGCCACCACCAGCAGACUGCUGCGCGGCGCUAUUGCGGCUUGGUCUGAAUGACCCCCAUAGGCUUUUGGCUCCUGAUAUGUAUCUGCUUUACUUAUCUGCAAAACUGAAACAUAACCUGAAUUGUUUCUGCUUUAAAGAAUAUUUCUCUUAUGUCAUAGAGGUCCACUAGGAGCCAUGGGCACUUUAAAUGUUUCACAAUGUGGGCUGGCUCCUCUCUCUAUGCCCCUCCUACCAGACUCAGUUUAGUUAAUGUGCCCGGAGGAGCCGGUCACAGCUAGGGGAGCUCCUAGGAGUUUUCUUAGUUUUAUUGUUUUCUAGAGUGUUAUUUUACAGGAGGCUGUUUGGCACCAGUCUGCCGGCUUUCUGGGACUUAGGGGGGAGAAUGGACCAACUUAAUACAAAGUUACUGGCUCCAUUACUCUGCUGACAGGACACUGAGCUCCUGAGGGAAAUGUCCACAACCCCCACUAUGGUGACCGCACACUCCCGCAGCACGCUGACACACCCCUACAGAGCCAGAAGACUGAAGAGUGGUGAGUACAGCGCCGGAUUCCCGGUUAGUGGGUCGCCGGUGGGUAUGGCGGCACAAUGGUGGGAGCGCAGCUCUGGUUUCAGGCUGCGCUCCUGGAAGGCUCAGCAACAUAUUAACUGUAUGUCAGCGCUAUGAGGGGCGUUCAGAGCCAGCAAGACUACCCUACACUGGUCUGACUGGGGCUGUGUCCCGCUGUCACACAUAAUACCACAAGGCCAGUAUAAACAAAAGGGCGGGGCUUCCACUCAGGGCAGACCCAGCAGCUCACCAGCGCCAUUUUCUCCCCGCAGAUCUCACUACAGGAUGCUGACAGGGAAGCGCUGCCCCUCCAGACAACUCCAGCUUACCUCUGCGGUACCAGGGGGUUAUAGAGGGGGAAGUGUAAUUAAAUGGUACUAGCUACCCUAUUAAGGGUAAUUAGUCAGCGCCGGGCUUUUAUACUAUUAGCCAGAUAGGGCGCUGUGUGGCUGGUUCCUCAUACUCUGUGACUCUCUGAAGGUACUCUGGGGGAAGCUGACAUUUUCCUGAGUGUGUGUGCGCAUAUUUCUCACAUUACCAUGUCAGGGGACUGUGGGGGUCAUUCUGAGCACAGCUAUGAUCAAUCACACUGACAUGCGGGGGGACGCACAGGGCUAGUCCGCCCUGCAUGUCAGUGCCGGCCCCCCACAGAAGUGCUAAGGCAUCGCUCCCGGCCAGCACAGCUUUAGCCGAGAGCUUGUCAUCGCUCCACAGCUCGCUGCGGCUGCAGCCCACCACCCGUUUGGUACAGCCACGUCUGCGUUGGCCGGACCGCUCCCACAAAACGGCGACCAAAUGCCGACGUUCCGCCCCCUCCCGCCUAGCGACUGCCUCUGCCUGUCAAUCAGGCAGAGGCAAUUGUAUCCCUGAUACGGCCUUCAGCUGCCUGGCCGGCGCAUGCGCAGUAGGGACCCGUUCGCUUGGCUGUGACAAAAAGCAGCGAGCGAACGGGUCACAAUGACCCCUUGUGUGUCUUGUACUGCAGAGUGUUAUCUCCAGGGAAGUCCCUGCUGUGUACUCAAAACAGUACACCUCAGGCUUCUGGGUCUGAACCCGUUUGGGUGGACUCCAUAAGGGGUAUGAUAUCAAAUAUCUCUACCAGAUUAUCCCAUACUGAGAAAGAGACGCCGUUUUUGAGAAAGUCUGUGGAGGAUCUGAUGAAUAGGGAUUCAGCCCCCACAACUGCGCCUCUUACCCCACCCACGUAUCCACAAAAGCGUACACUGGCCCAGAUAAUGCAUGCUGAUACCGAUGCCUCAGAUACAGGAGACGGUGAGGUGGAUCUGGGUGGAUGAUGCAGCUCCUGCCCGAGGGGUACAAGCUAUGAUUGAGGCCAUUAGGGAUAUUUUGCAGAUAACUGAGAAGGUUCCUGUUCAGGAAGAGGAAUCUUAUUUUAAUGUAAAAAAUAAAUCCUCGGUUACCUUCCCUGCAUCAAAGGAGUUAUACUCCCUAUUUGAAGGAACCUGGGAAAACCCAGAGGAAAAAUUCCAAAUCCCUAAAAGGCCGCUCAUUUCUUUCCCUCAGGAGUAUAGGAAGAAGUGGGAAAACCCAUCUAUUGUGGACGCCUGUGUCUAGAUUGUCAAAUAAAGUUGUUUUACCUGUUCCUGGUACAGCCUACUUAAAGGAUCCGGCUGACCGCAAGAUUGAGACUACGCACAAAUCACUAAACUGCUACAGGAGUGGCUCAGAGACCGACUAUUGAUUGUGCGUGGAUUUCUAGGUCCAUAGUAUAGUGGUCAGGAACCUUACUAGAUGAUUUAGAGUCUAUAAAUGGAGUGACAUUGACAUCUUUUUACAUCACAUACAGGAUUCCGCAGGCUUCAUGGUGGAGGCCAUGAAGGAAAUUGGCCUGCUAAAUGCAAGUGCCACAACUAUGGCACAGUUUCGGCAUGCAGGGGACUGUGGCUAAGCCAAUGGACUGUUAACACAGAAUCCAAGAAAAGUGGAGAUCCUGCUCUUCACAGGUGAGGCCCUGUAACGUGGAUAUCCAAGGCAGCUGCAGGUAAGUCAACAUAUCUUUCUUUCGCAACUACACCGGCUAGGAAUUCAUAUCCUACACCUACACUGCAGUCCUUUUGGGCUGCAAAGUUUAAAAAGAAGUCCAAGGGUUCCUCCACUUCCUUUAGAGGAGGUUGAGGAAAAUACAGAAAACCUGCAGUGACAGGUUCCCAGGAACAGACCUCAGGUUCUGCUUCCUCAAAACCUUCGACAUGAUGGUGGACCUCACUGCCUGGAGACCAGGCAGGUGGGAGCAAGGUUAAAAGUUUUCAGUCACAUCUGGGCGACAUCAUGCCUAGACCCCUGGGUAAAAGCUAUUGCCCAGGGAUACAGACGGGAGUUUCAAUAACUCCCACCUCACAGAUUCAUCAAAUCAGGUUUACCAGCUUCUCAGGAAGACAGUACAAUCCUGCAGGAGGCUAUUCAAAAAUUGGUGCAAACACAAGUCAUUGUUCCAGUUCCACCUCAACUACAGAACAGGGGUUAUUACUCCAAUCUGUUUGUGGUACCAAAACAGGGCGGUUCAGUAAGACCGAUAUUGAACCUAAAAUCCUUGAACCCUUGAGGGUAUUCAAAUUCAAGAUUCAGUCUCUGAGAGCAGUAAUCUCAGGUCUGGAGGAGGGGUAAUUCCUGGUAUUCCUUAAUAUCAAGGAUGCGUACCUUCACAUUCCGAUCUGGCCGCCUCACCAGGCUUAUCUAAGGUUUGCACUACAGGACUGUCACUAUCAGUUCCAGGCAGUGCCAUUUGGCCUCUACAGCACUGAGGGUGUUCACCAAGGUCAUGGCAGAGAUGAUGCUCCUCCGCAAGCAGGGAGUGAACAUAAUUCCAUAUCUGGAUGAUUUACUGAUAAAAGGAUUUUCCAGGGAGAGGUUGUUGCAGCGUACUACUCUCUCAACUCAUCUACUUCAGGAUCAUGGAUUCUGAACCUUCCAAAAUCACAUUUAGAGCCGACAAGGAGACUUUCCUUCUUGGGGAUGAUACUCGACAUGGAAGUUCAUAGAGUGUUUCUUCCAUUGGAAAAAGUGUUGGUGAUCCAAUCAAUGGUCCAGGAUGUCCUGAAGCCAGCCCGGGUAUCGGUUCAUCAGUGCAUUCGCCUUCUGGGGAAGAUGGUAGCCUCCUACGAGGCACUGCAGUACGGAAGAUUCCAUGCAAGAUUCUUCCAGCUGGAUCUCCUGGACAAGUGGUCCAGAUCACAUCUUCACAUGCACCAGCGGAUACGCCUGUCGCCGAAAGCCAGAAUUUCACUUCUCUGGUGGAUGCAGACUUCUCACCUGAUCGUAGGCCACAGGUUCGGGAUUGAAAAUUGGAUUCUUCUAACCACAGAUGCAAACCUUAGAGGUUGGGGAGCAGUCACCCCAGGGGGAAAACUUCCAAGGAAAGUGGUCAAGUUAGGAAGCCAUCCUUCCAAUAAACAUUCUGGAACUAAGGGCCGUAUACAAUGCCCUUCUACAAGCGGCACAUCUUCUAAGAGAUCAAGCUAUUCAGGUUCAGUCGGACAAUGUAACGGCGGUGUCCUACAUAAACCGACAAGGCAGAACGAAGAGCAGAGCUGCACUGUCAGAGGUAACAAGAAUUAUUCUCUGGGCAGAAAGACAUGCAUUGGCGCUGUUGUCAAUCUUCAUUCCAGAAGUGGACUACUGGGAAGCAGACUUCCUCAGCAGACACAAUCUCCAUCUAGGAGAGUGGGGCCUCCACCUGGAGGUGUUCGCGGAGGUUACAAGCCAGUGGGGAGUACCUCAGACAUGAUGGCCUCUCGUCUCAACAAGAAGCUCAGGAGGUACUGUUCCAGGUCGAGAUACCUGCAAGCAGUGGCCGUGGAUGCGCUGAUAACUCUGGGUGUUCCAGUCAGUAUAUGUGUUCCCUCCACUUCCACUCAUCCCAAGGAUUCUCAGUAGAAUCAAAAGAACAAGGCUUCAGGCAAUCCUCAUUGCUCCGGACUAGCCAAGAAAGGCUUGGUACGCGGAUCUUCUGGAAUUACUCAGAGGAUCCGAGGCCUCAUCUCUUUGUGAGGACCUGCAACAGGGGCUAUUUGUUUAUCAAGACUUACCACAGCUACGUUUGAUGGCAUGGAAGUUGAGCGCCAGAUCUUAGCUCGGAAGGGGAUUCUGAACAGGGUGAUUCCUACUCUGAUCCAAGCUAGGAAGGGAGUAACGUCUAAGCAUUACCAUCAGAUUAUGCAUCUUGGUGUGAAUCCAAGAAGUUUCCUACGGUAGAGUUUAAACUGGGGCGUUUCCUCCUCUUUCUGCAAGCUAGUGUGGAUGUGGGCCUACACCUAGGCUCCAUAACGGUCUAGAUUUCGGCCUUGUCCAUUUUCUUUCAGAAACAAUUGGCUGCUCCCCCUGAGGUUCAGACAUUCUUGCAAGGGGUUCUGCACAUCCAACCGCCCUAUGGCACCUUGGGAUCUUAAUGUGUUGUUACAGUUCUUGCAAUCGGAUUGGCUUGAGCAUUUACAGGAGCUAGAUGUAAAGUGUCUUACAUGGAAUGCUGUCACACUGUUGGCCUUGGCAACAGCAAGACGUGUGUCAGAAUUGGGGGCAUUGUCACACAAGAGCCCCUACUUGAGCUCAGAACGCGUCAUCAGUUUCUUCCUAAGGUUGUGUCUGCAUUUUAUAUCUACCAACCUAUUGUGGUGCCAGUGGCUACAGACACCUCGGCUUCUUCAAAGUCCUUGGACGUUGUGAGAGCUUUGAAGAUUUAUGUGAAGCGGACAGCUUGUCACAGGACGCGCUGUUUGUCCUUUAUGAUCCCAAUAAGAUUGGGUGUCCUGCUUCUAAGCAGACAAUUGCUCGCAGGAUCAGGUUUACUAUUCAGCAUGCUUAUUCCAUGGCAGGAUUGCCGGUUCCAAGAUCUGUACAGACCCACUCUACUCGUUCAGUGGAUUCUUCCUGGGUGGCAGCCCGGGGUGUCUCGACUCUACAGCUUUGCCGAGCAGCUACUUGGUCAGAUUCGAACACAUUUGCUAAGUUCUACAAGUUCGAUACUUUGGCCUCUGAGGACCUCAAGUUUGGUCACUCAGUUCUGCAGGACCCUCAGCACUCUCACUCAUGUACUUGGAGCUUUGGUACAUCCCUAUGGUACUAAAUGGAACCCCAGUAUCCUCUAGGACAUAAAAGAAAAUAGGAUUUUAAUUACCUACCGGUAAAUCCUUUUCUCGUAGUCCGUAGAGGAUGCUGGGUGCCCGCCCAGUGCUUCGUAUUCCUGCAUAGUUACGUGGGUAAGUAUUGGUUCAGCUGUUGCAGUUCAUGUUUCAUGAUUUGUUGGCAUGGUUUUCCUUUGGAUAUGUGAGUGCUGGUUCAAAUCUCACCACUGUGUAUUUCCUUCUCAGGAAGUAUGUCCGUCUCAUUGGGCACAGUUUCUAGACUGAGUCUGGUAGGAGGGGCAUAGAGGGAGGAGCCAGCCCACACUGUUAAACUCUUAAAGUGCCCAUGGCUCCUAGUGGACCCGUCUAUACCCCAUGGUACUAAAUGGAACCCCAGUAUCCUCUACGGACUACGACUAUUUUUAUCCAUGUUGUCCAUAGUAAAGUAUUUAAAUAUAGAGAAAAAUCUGUGUAUUAAAGAUAUGAAAUAAAGUUUAAAAACAAAA
Molecule: messenger RNA, 11194 nt
Organism: Pseudophryne corroboree (corroboree frog)
Lineage: Eukaryota; Metazoa; Chordata; Amphibia; Anura; Myobatrachidae
Product: zinc finger protein 420-like
Exons: 6
Coding region: 748-3900 (1050 amino acids)
Biological process (GO): regulation of transcription by RNA polymerase II
Molecular function (GO): DNA-binding transcription factor activity, RNA polymerase II-specific; RNA polymerase II cis-regulatory region sequence-specific DNA binding
Source: RefSeq, a predicted model, not a curated record